AUGGCCCGCAAUUCAGAAAAAGCGCAGUCCAUGCUCUUCCGGUUCCGCGCCCAGCAAGCUGCGGACCUGGGCAUCCUCGACAUCAACCGCACACGACGGCCGAAAGCUAUCACCACAAUUGACAAGAUCCCAGUGGCGGAGAAGUGGCGUGGCCAGGUGCUCAAGGAGAUCAGCCGCAAGGUGUCCAAGAUUCAGGAGGACAGCCUGAGCGACUACCAGAUCCGCGACCUCAACGACGAGAUCAACAAGCUCAUGCGCGAGAAGCACAUGUGGGAAAUUCAGAUCCGUAACCUGGGCGGGCCAAACUACAUGCGUGGCGGGCGGGUGCUGGACGAGGAGGGCCGCGAGGUUGUGGGUGGUGAAAAGGGGUAUCGCUACUUCGGCCGCGCUCGCACCCUCCCCGGCGUCGCCGAACUCUUCGCCGCCGCCGCCGCACCCCCGACCUCGCAUAAACACGACCACUCGCGUGCCACACUCUCCCGCCUCACAGACGCCUCAUACUACGGCUACAACCUCGACGAAGAAGACGGCACCCUGCUCGCGUACGAGGCGAAGAAAGAAGACGAGGCAUACAGACGACUGAUGCGCGACGCAGAUGCAGAGCACAAUAGCACGCCUAGCAGCAGUAGCGCGAGGAAGCGGAAAGGUGUGGAUGCAGAGUGGGUGGAACUACCCGGUGAUGCCGGAGAUGGGAUCGGAUGGAAUCUGCCGGAUCUAGAUCAAGUGCAGGAAGAGUUGGUAGAAAGGCGCAGACGCAGACUACUUGAUAAGUUGGGCUAA
This is a messenger RNA of Pseudovirgaria hyperparasitica, 780 nucleotides long. RefSeq names its product Isy1-like splicing factor. The transcript has 3 exons. Gene Ontology annotation, biological process: mRNA 3'-splice site recognition; generation of catalytic spliceosome for second transesterification step. NCBI's taxonomy places the organism in Eukaryota, Fungi, Ascomycota, Dothideomycetes, Acrospermales, Acrospermaceae. The record is from RefSeq and is a predicted model, not a curated record. The coding region runs from base 1 to 780 and encodes 259 amino acids. Gene Ontology annotation, cellular component: post-spliceosomal complex; catalytic step 2 spliceosome; Prp19 complex.